Messenger RNA from Helobdella robusta, 540 nucleotides. RefSeq lists its product as hypothetical. Gene Ontology annotation, molecular function: cysteine-type deubiquitinase activity. The annotation marks the transcript as partial. The transcript is spliced from 3 exons. Lineage: Eukaryota; Metazoa; Annelida; Clitellata; Rhynchobdellida; Glossiphoniidae. The record is from RefSeq and is a predicted model, not a curated record. Gene Ontology annotation, biological process: protein deubiquitination.
CAGCUGAGUGGUGAGGAUGCUUGGCACUGUCCAAAUUGUAGGGCCUUCCAGCAGGGCACUACCAAAAGUCUCACCCUUUGGUCACUUCCCGAAAUUUUGGUCAUUCAUCUUAAAAGGUUUAGGCAGGACCACGAGCACCACAGCAAGUUGAACAACCUCAUCAUGUUUCCCAUCACUGGACUCGACCUCAACUACCACAUGCGCGCCACUAACGCAGCUACAAUCUCGGCUACUUCCUCCAUCUCUAACAGCUGGAAUGCAGCUAUGCUUCAGCAGCUCAAGGGAAAAAACCAUCAACAAAACAACAGCUGGUUGUCGUGGAGGUUGAACGGGAAGGCGUCUGCCGAUGAUUCUGUCUAUGAUUUGUAUGCUGUCUGCAAUCACUAUGGAGAUAUGCAGGGAGGGCAUUAUACAGCUUUCUGCAAGAACCCAGCCACUGGCAUGUGGUGCCUCUUCAACGACAGCAAAGCCACACCAAUAAAAGAGGAAGAAGUUGUCACUAGGUCUGCGUACCUCCUCUUCUACCAAAAAAGGGUGACC